Molecule: messenger RNA, 992 nt
Organism: Aureobasidium vineae
Lineage: Eukaryota; Fungi; Ascomycota; Dothideomycetes; Dothideales; Saccotheciaceae
Source: the annotation of a GenBank genome assembly
AAUCGACAUAUACACCAUACGCCAUGAAGGACCUCACCACAGAGAACAUCACAGAGAAUGUUCAUGCCAUCAACAAACAGUGCACGAAUCCCAGGACUAGAUACAUAUUCGAACGUCUAGUAUCUCACUUGCAUGACUUUGCAAGAGAAACCCGGCUCUCGACGGACGAAUGGAUGACCGGACUGGACUUUCUCACAGAUGUUGGCCAAAUCAGCACCGACUUGAGAAGAGAGAUGAUCUUACUAUCGGACACCCUAGGAUUAAGUGCUCUAGUUGACUCAAUCGACCACCCACGCACAGGAAGAUCGACAGAGGGAACUGUGCUAGGGCCCNUCCAUACUCACGAUGCACGAGAGGUGGAAAAUGGUUAUGCGAUCCACAAAGAUCCCGAUGGCACACCUCUGUUGGUCCUCUGCACCAUCAAAGAUACUGAGGGCAACCCACUGGAAGGUGUUCAGAUCGACGUCUGGGAGGGUGAUUCGCAUGGAAAUUACGACGUGCAAUAUCCAGACAGAGAUGGUCCAGACGGUAGAGGUAUUUUGUUCUCCAAGCAGGAUGGAACUUUCUGGUUCAAGGCUGUGAAGCCUGUAUCCUAUCCUAUCCCUAUGGAUGGACCUGUGUUCAGCAUGCUUCAAAUGUUGGGUAGGCAUCCAAACAGACCAGGCCAUGUUCAUUUCCUGUUAAAGAAAGACAGCUUCGACCCUCUGAUCACACGUGUAGUGNCUUUGUAUCCUCGUGGAGACCCAUAUGAGUCUUCUGAUCCUGUGUUCGGCGUCAAAGAUUCUCUGAUCGUUGAUCUUUCGACAGUGACAGACCCGGAAAUGGCCAAGAAAUACGAGGUUGAGGAGGGAACAGCUCUCUUGACUUACGACUUCGUGCUGGUGACGGUGGAGGAAACCUUGAAGCUGCGCAAGGAAAAGGCUGAAGAGGCGAUCAAGAAGAUGGGGAGAAGCAUGGAAGACUUCCAAGGUCUGCCCAUAUUGGACGUCGAC